Molecule: messenger RNA, 1611 nt
Organism: Cladophialophora immunda
Lineage: Eukaryota; Fungi; Ascomycota; Eurotiomycetes; Chaetothyriales; Herpotrichiellaceae
Exons: 1
Coding region: 1-1611 (536 amino acids)
Source: RefSeq, a predicted model, not a curated record
AUGCGGCAGCCCAAUCUCAUCAGGAUGGGCGCGUACCGGAAUCUCGCGACGGACCAGCUCUUCGAAGAGACGACAGGCUCUCUUUUCUUGCCCAAAGACGACCCAGCCUCUAGGCUCGAGACGUAUGCAUCCUUGGACUCGACAGUUGAAAGCGAUUGGCAAGAGGUUUCGUCGCUCUCGAACGUCGACCCUCUGCCGCUCGGGGUUUUCAUCGAGAAAGCACUCGUCAAACCCGUAGGCGACGCGUCUGCUGACAUAGGCCAUCCCGAAAAGGUGACCUUGCGAGGCCGGGAUGCUCUCAGAGAGUAUCUCAGUGAAUCGCGGCGGACAUGUAUUUUCUUCAUCCGCAAACGGAACUCCUACGCGGCGCUGUCAAUCUCUUCGGAAUUCUUUGGCCACUUGUGCGAAGAGAUCUCCAUUCCCCGGAUGUUUCGAGACUACAUUCUAUAUUUUGGAAGACGACUAUAUGAAGUGGAAAUCGCGCCUCCUCCUUUUAGCUUGGAAGCCUCAAUCACGGUUAAAUCACCAGAAUGGGAGGCGAUGGGGGUCAUACGUUUCAUGGAAGACAAUGGCAAGGUCAACGUCCUCAAUCCAAGUGAGCGAUGGUCAAUCCGCCAAACCGCGUUGUUCUCCAGGCUUGACCGACAACGGUCUCGUGCCGUCUGGGUGUUCGUGUCGCUAUCUAGAUCUACAGAAGCUCUAUUGGAUGAUGUCUGGGCAUCUGCUGAGCAUCAAAUGCAAUUUCCGUGGUGGACACUCCACACUUUCUACUUCUAUGCAGCAUGCAACUGGAGGCCAUAUGUUGUCGCGUUGAUGCAUGAGGUUGAACGGCACGAAAUGGGCCUCCUAGGUUCCUCUCCGGACAACUCUGGGCCCGUCCCUUUGCCGGAAGCAGAAGAACGGCAGGCUUUGCUGAUCCUGGAAAAGAAGAUUUCGACGGCCAAACUGGCCAUCCAAUCGACAAGAGCCGAUGUGGAAUUCCUGCAGGCCGAACUUCAGAGCCAUCAAUGGGAAGCGCCUGAGGCUAUGCCGACAAACUUGCAGAGUUGGCGGCGGCGGUUUGCUGAAAUCGUGCGCCAUCUCAAUGUGAACCUCAUGCGGCUUGAAGACAUACAUUCUCGCCUGCAGAAUCUGACGGCGUUGCAGUCGAGUUUCCUGGAAUUGAACAGCAGCUAUGCAUUGCAAGGGUUGACCCAAGAGUCCAAGCGAGAAAAUGAGACUAUGCGGAAGCUGAACGAGAGAAUGGCUGAUCUCGCUGAGAAGAACGCCGAGGAAGCUGUGACGGUCACGGUGUUGGCCAUCCUGACUAUGGUAUACCUCCCGUUCACCGUCGUGUCCAACUUCUUUUCGACAUCGUUCGUUGGCACGGCUUCCGGCCAUAUCUUCCUUACACGGGACUCGUGGAUUCUAUUCGUCGUCUCCAUCCCUUUGACCUUCCUCACUAUAUAUGCAUGGAGGGCUUGGACCCAGAUUAAGGUCAAGCGGCGAUAUCCAUUCUGGUGGGCGCUGCUAGGCCUCAAGCAAGCACAACGACCUUCGAAAGACUAUCACAUUGACACCUUCAGCAAUUAUGACCGCCAGACCUUCCAUAGGAUUGGAAACUCCCUCUGA